This is a messenger RNA of Funneliformis geosporum, 1396 nucleotides long. The record is from the annotation of a GenBank genome assembly. NCBI's taxonomy places the organism in Eukaryota, Fungi, Glomeromycota, Glomeromycetes, Glomerales, Glomeraceae.
AUGCUUUCCAAACAAGACGUAAAAUUUAAACCUUAUACCAACGGAAUAAAGUCCGAUGAUAAAAAGAAAUAUAAUGAGAAAAAAUUAAAUAAAUGUUCCGAUGAUGAAAUAGUAUUGGAAUUUGGAGGACCAUGGGGAGUUACAGCGAUGAUGAUUGGGUUUCCAUUAUUAAUGUUUUAUCUUUGGGGAUGUUUACAAUUUUAUCGUGGUAAAUUAGUAUCACCAUUAGAAAAUGAAUUAUGGUCAAAAAUAGUAAUAGAAGCAUGGCCAACUUGGUACGCUACUAAAAUUUACGUUACGUUUUGUUUAUUUGAACUUUUUUUGGCAUCUUUUAUGCCAGGACCAAUUGUCAAAGGAGCUCCUGUGGUUUCAUUAAAAGGAAAACAAUUGGAUUAUUUAUGUAACGGAGUGACAUCUUUAUACGCUACUUUGAUUACUUCUUACCUACUGCAUCAUUAUGGUUAUUUUAGAUUAACUGAAAUUAUUGAUAAUCUUGGUCCUUUGAUGACCGUGGCCAUUAUUACUGGAUAUGUAAUUACCUUUAGUGUUUAUAUUGUAACAAUUAUUCAAGGAAAUCAAUAUCGUAUGUCUGGUUAUUUAAUGUAUGAUCUUUUUAUGGGAGCUGCUUUAAAUCCGCGACUUGGCAGAGUUGACCUUAAAUUAUUUGCUGAAAUUCGCAUUCCUUGGGUUAUGCUGUUUUAUAUCUCUGUGUCUGCUGCAAUUAAUGAACAUGAGAUGUUCGGAUAUGUAUCUGCACCUAUGGCAUUUUUGGUCCUGGCGCAUUUCUUGUAUGUUAAUGCUUGUGCCAAGGGUGAAGAAUGCAUUCCAACCACCUGGGAUAUAACAUAUGAAAAGUUUGGAUAUAUGCUGAUUUUCUGGAACUUUGCCGGAGUACCAUUCACAUAUUGUUUUGGAACAGUAUAUCUUCAUAUUUUCAAUAUCGAUAAUGGAAAGCCGAUUCAUCAUGUCCCAGGAUGGACUUACUUCUGUUAUGCAUUAUUAAUAUCAGGUUAUUAUAUUUGGGAUACUGCAAAUUCACAAAAAAAUCGGUUCAGAAUGAUAAAAAAUGGAGCGUACAUUCCACGUUAUACAUUCCCACAAUUACCAUGGGGUACCUUAGACAAUCCUUCAUAUAUUAAAACUAAGCAAGGAAAUUUGUUAUUAACGGGAGGAUGGUGGGGUAUUGCACGUAAAAUUCAUUAUACGGCGGAUUUAAUGAUGGCAUUCUCUUGGGGUUUCAUUUGUGGUUUUAAUACUUUAAUACCAUAUUUUUACCCUAUAUUUUUUGUCGUGGUAUUGGUUCAUAGAGUUACCAGAGAUAUGGAAAGAUGUGCUAGGAAAUACGGUAAAGAUUGGGAUGAAUAUUGUCGUCAGGUUCCUUAUAUAUUUAUUCCUG